GUUAUCUUGCUGUCUCUUCCUAUACAGAUUGAGAGCCCUUGCUCGAGAUCGCCCGUAAGCUUAAAGCUAAUAUACCUGAAGAACCCCCCGCCGGCAUAUGGAAUUCGUCGUUGACUUCUUCUGCCUUCUUCUCAAAGCCAUUUGCUAGAUUCUUGGACUCCAACUCCAGGUCCCUUAGUUUCUUUUCACAAUGGCCUCCACCGGUGUUGACUAUGCUCCCCAAGCCUUCGACGAAAAGAAGCCACCCUUGGACCAAGAACAGCCCGCUUACAGCUAUGAUGUUGAAGGUCGUCGCGGGUCGCUCGCUACCUCUGUCAAGACCGUUCACGAUUCCACUCGGCGGAAGCUUAAACCACGCCAUAUACAGCUGAUCGGCAUUGGUGGUACAAUUGGUACCGCCCUUUACGUCCAAAUCGGACAUGGACUGCUGAAUGGCGGACCAGCGAGUCUGUUCAUGGCUUUCACAAUCUGGUGCUCGUUCAUUCUAGCUGUUACGUUAUGUAUGGCCGAAAUGGUCACUUACCUCCCAAUCUCAUCGCCUUUCAUUCGUUUCGCUGGCCGCUACGUUGAUGAUGCAUUUGGAGUCGCUGCAGGAUGGAAUUUCUUCAUCUUCGAGGCCAUGCUGGUCCCCUUUGAAAUUGUGGCUUGCAACGUCAUUAUCCAUUUCUGGAGUGAUAUCGUCCCCGCUGGUGGAAUUAUCGCCAUUGUUAUCUUUUUAUAUGGAGUAAUCAACCUCCUGGCAGUGAAGUGGUACGGCGAAGCCGAAUUCUGGGCUGCUCUUGGAAAAGUCUUGCUUAUUAUCGGUCUCAUCAUUUUUACCUUCAUCACCAUGCUUGGCGGUAACCCUCUUCGAGAUCGCUUCGGCUUCCGGUUCUGGAAAAAUCCUGGUUCCUUCGCUGAACUCUACUACACCGGUGACCUAGGCCGCUUUUUGGGCUUUCUUCAAUGCCUUAUUCAAGCUUCCUUUACAAUCGCUGGACCAGAUUAUGUUUCCAUGGCUGCGGGUGAAGCCGAGAACCCUCGACAAGUGAUGCCCCGCGCCUACAACGCUGUAUUCUACCGUCUGACAGCCUUCUUUGUCCUCGGAAGUUUGUGUGUGGGAAUCAAUGUGCCAUACAACGACCCCGAAUUGACCGCUGCCUUCAAAGAAAGCAAGCCCGGAGCUGCAGCGAGCCCGUAUGUUGUUGCCAUGAACAGGCUCCGUAUCCAGGGGCUCCCUCAUAUUGUCAACGCCAUGGUCUUGGCCUCCGCUUUCUCGGCUGGAAACUCGUACGUCUACUGCGCGUCCCGCUCUCUCUACGGUCUAGCACUCGAAGGCAAGGCGCCGCGAUUCUUAACCAGGUGUACACGGAACGGAGUUCCAAUCUACUGUGUCGCUAUCGUGCUUGCCAUCGCCCUGCUAUCCUUCCUCCAAUUAAGCGAAAACUCAGCUGUCGUGCUCCAAUGGUUUGUCAAUCUUGUCACGGCCAGCCAAUUGAUCAAUUUCAGUGUGAUGUGCUUCACCUUCAUCCGGUUCUAUAAGGCGUGUCAGGCGCAGGGGCUCGAUCGAAACACGCUGCCGUAUAAGGGCUUCUGGCAGCCGUACGCGGCAUGGUAUGGCCUGGUUGGCACUUUCGUGAUGACGUUUGUGGGAGGUUAUACGGUGUUCUUGAAGGGCCAAUGGGAUGUUCCUACGUUUUUGUUCUCUUACAUGAUGAUCUUUGUCUUCCCGGUUCUUUUCCUUGGAUGGAAGUUCAUUAAGAGGACCAAAUUCAUGAAACCUGAGGAGAUUGACCUGUAUCAGGACCUGGAGGAGAUUGAGGAAUAUACAAGGAAUUUCGUGCCCACGCCGGAUAAGAAUGCUUUUGAUAAGUGGUUCAACAAACUGUUUAGCUAGGGGUGAAAGUAUGGACUGUAAGGUAACAUAGGAAUUGGAGUGAUUUGGG
Molecule: messenger RNA, 1925 nt
Organism: Lindgomyces ingoldianus
Lineage: Eukaryota; Fungi; Ascomycota; Dothideomycetes; Pleosporales; Lindgomycetaceae
Exons: 5
Coding region: 191-1876 (561 amino acids)
Biological process (GO): amino acid transmembrane transport
Cellular component (GO): membrane
Molecular function (GO): amino acid transmembrane transporter activity
Source: RefSeq, a predicted model, not a curated record